This is a messenger RNA of Coregonus sp. 'balchen', 13532 nucleotides long. The record is from the annotation of a GenBank genome assembly. Lineage: Eukaryota; Metazoa; Chordata; Actinopteri; Salmoniformes; Salmonidae.
GGAGUGUCGGCCCAUUGGUCUGAGUUGGUCUUCAAGUCCAUAAAGAGUUAGGUAGGAUAGUGCUGAGCCAUCACUGGACACCAUUAAAACAACCGUCUGUCUAUAGCUGCAUUACAGCCACCCACAGCAGUCCUCCCUUCUGCCACUGCAGUACCACGUUCUGUACCACUACUGCCCUGUUGGCCGGAUUAACUCAUAGGUGAGCCCUCUUCGGUCUCUGUUUGUGGUCCUCUUGUUUGUCUGAGCCUCCUGUUCUGUUGGCAUCUGUCGUCUGGUCUUCGUCUGUCUGGUCCUUUGUUCUGUCUGGUCCUCUGUUCUGUUGUCCUCUCUGUCUGUCUGGUCCUCUGUUCUGCUGAUCCUCUCGUUCUGUCUGAUCCUCUCUGUUUGUCUGAUCCUCUCUGUUCUGUCUGGUCCUCUCUGGUCUGUUGAUCCUCUCGUUCUGUCUGGUCCCUCUGUUCUGUCUGGUCCUCUCUGUUCUGUCUGAUCCUUCUGUUCUGUCUGGUCCUCUCUGUUCUGUCUGAUCCUCUCUGUUCUGUCUGAUCCUCUCUGUUCUGUCUGGUCCUCUCGUUCUGUCUGGUCCUCUCUGUUCUGUUGGUCCUCUCUGUUCUGUCUGUCCUCUUGUUCUGUCUGGUCCUCUCUGUUCUGUCUGGUCCUCUCUGUUCUGUCUGGUCCUCUCUGUUCUGUCUGGUCCUCUGUUCUGUCUGAUCCUCUCUGUUCUGUCUGAUCCUCUCUGUUUGUCUGGUCCUCUUGUUGUCUGCUGGUCCUCUCUGUUCUGUCUGAUCCUCUGUUCUGUCUGGUCCUCUCUGUUCUGUCUGGUCCUCUCUGUUCUGUCUGGUCCUCUCUGUUCUGUCUGGUCCCCUCUGUUCUGUCUGAUCCUCUCUGUUCUGUCUGAUCCUCUCUGUUUUGUCUGGUCCUCUCUGUUCUGUCUGGUCCUCUCUGUUCUGUCUGAUCCUCUCUGUUCUGUCUGGUCCUCUCUGUUCUGUCUGGUCCUCUCUGGUCUGUCUGGUCCUCUCUGUUUUGUCUGAGCCUCUCUGUUCUGUCUGGUCCUCUCUGGGUCUGUCUGGUCCCCUCUGUUCUGUCUGAUCCUCUCUGUUCUGUCUGAUCCUCUCUGUUUUGUCUGAUCCUCUCUGUUCUGUCUGGUCCUCUCUGUUCUGUCUGAUCCUCUCUGUUCUGUCUGGUCCUCUCUGUUCUGUCUGGUCCUCUCUGUUUUGUCUGAGCCUCUCUGUUCUGUCUGGUCCUCUCUGUUUUGUCUGGUCCUCUCUGUUCUGUCUGAUCCUCUCUGGUCUGUCUGAUCCUCUCUGUUCUGUCUGGUCCUCUCUGUUUUGUCUGAUCCUCUCUGGUCUGUCUGGUCCUCUCUGUUCUGCCUGAUCCUCUCUGGUCUGCCUGAUCCUCUCUGUUCUGUCUGGUCCUCUCUGUUCUGUCUGGUCCUCUCUGUUCUGUCUGGGCCUCUCUGUUCUGUCUGGUCCUCUCUGUUCUGUCUGAUCCUCUCUGUUCUGUCUGAUCCUCUCUGUUCUGUCUGGUCCUCUCUGUUCUGUCUGGGCCUCUCUGUUCUGUCUGGUCCCCUCUGUUCUGUCUGAUCCUCUCUGUUCUGUCUGGUCCUCUCUGUUCUGUCUGGUCCUCUCUGUUCUGUCUGAUCCUCUCUGUUCUGUCUGGUCCUCUCUGUUCUGUCUGAUCCUCUCUGUUCUGUCUGAGCCUCUCUGUUCUGUCUGGUCCUCUCUGUUCUGUCUGGUCCUCUCUGUUCUGUCUGGGCCUCUCUGUUCUGUCUGGUCCUCUCUGUUCUGUCUGAUCCUCUCUGUUCUGUCUGAUCCUCUCUGUUCUGUCUGGUCCUCUCUGUUCUGUCUGAUCCUCUCUGUUCUGUCUGGUCCUCUCUGUUUUGUUCUGUCUGGUCUUCUCUGUUCUGUCUGAUCCUCUCUGUUCUGUCUGGUCCUCUCUGUUCUGUCUGAUCCUCUCUGUUCUGUCUGGUCCUCUCUGUUCUGUCUGGUCCUCUCUGUUCUGUCUGAUCCUCUCUGUUCUGUCUGGUCCUCUCUGUUCUGUCUGGUCCUCUCUGUUCUGUCUGGUCCUCUCUGGUCUGUCUGAUCUUCUCUGUUCUGUCUGGUCCUCUCUGGUCUGUCUGGUCCUCUCUGUUCUGUCUGGUCCUCUCUGUUCUGUCUGGUCCUCUCUGUUCUGUCUGGUCUUCUCUGUUCUGUCUGGUCCUCUCUGUUCUGUCUGGUCCCCUCUGUUCUGUCUGGUCCUCUCUGGUCUGUCUGAUCCUCUCUGUUUUGUCUGGUCCUCUCUGUUCUGUCUGGUCCUCUCUGGUCUGUCUGAUCCUCUCUGUUCUGUCUGGUCCUCUCUGUUCUGUCUGGUCCUCUCUGUUCUGUCUGGUCCCCUCUGUUCUGUCUGGUCCUCUCUGUUCUGUCUGGUCCUCUCUGUUCUGUCUGGUCCUCUCUGUUCUGUCUGAUCCUCUCUGUUCUGUCUGGUCCUCUCUGUUCUGUCUGGUCCUCUCUGUUCUGUCUGGUCCUCUCUGUUCUGUCUGGUCCUCUCUGUUCUGUCUGGUCCUCUCUGUUCUGUCUGAGCCUCUCUGUUCUGUCUGAGCCUCUCUGUUCUGUCUGGGCCUCUCUGUUCUGUCUGGUCCUCUCUGUUCUGUCUGAUACUCUCUGUUCUGUCUGGUCCUCUCUGUUCUGUCUGGUCCUCUCUGUUCUGUCUGGUCCUCUCUGUUCUGUCUGAUCCUCUCUGUUCUGUCUGGUCCUCUCUGGUCUGUCUGGUCCUCUCUGUUCUGUCUGGUCCUCUCUGGUCUGUCUGGUCCUCUCUGUUCUGUCUGAUCCUCUCUGUUCUGUCUGGUCCUCUCUGUUCUGUCUGGUCCUCUCUGUUCUGUCUGGUCCUCUCUGUUCUGUCUGGUCCUCUCUGGUCUGUCUGAUCUUCUCUGUUCUGUCUGGUCCUCUCUGUUCUGUCUGGUCCUCUCUGUUCUGUCUGGUCCUCUCUGUUCUGUCUGGUCCUCUCUGUUCUGUCUGGUCCUCUCUGGUCUGUCUGAUCUUCUCUGUUCUGUCUGGUCCUCUCUGUUCUGUCUGAUCCUCUCUGUUCUGUCUGGUCCUCUCUGGUCUGUCUGAUCUUCUCUGUUCUGUCUGGUCCUCUCUGUUCUGUCUGGUCCUCUCUGUUCUGUCUGGUCCUCUCUGUAUUGUCUGAUCCUCUCUGGUCUGCCUGAUCCUGUCUGUGUGUGUGUGUGUGUGUGUGUGUGUGUGUGUGUGUGUGUGUGUGUGUGUGUGUGUGUGUGUGUGUGUGAGAUAUAGUUGUCUGUCACCUGUCAUGUCCCCUGUCUUUGUUCAACUAUGGUACACUGAAAGUGUGUAUCAUAAGUGUGUAUCAUUAAUGAACUCAUAGGUGAGCCCCUCUGUGUGUGUGUGUGUGUAUGUAUGUAUAUAUAAGAUAAGGUUGUGUCCCUGUCUUAGUUGAGCUAUGGCACACUGGAAGUGGGUACAGUAGCAUUGCUCUGGUCUGAACACGUUUUCUGGGUUUGGUGGUGUUGGUCAUGACGAGGCGAUAACAUGAGGAAUGACUGAAGGAGUCCUGUGUUUCUGUGAGUUACGGCUGUUAGAGCCACUCUCAGUCAAACCAACGCGUUACGGCUAAUUCCUUCAUCAAGGUAUUUCCCCACUCUGCAGCCUCAUAAUGUAUCCGAUUGGUCAACUGUGUGUUGGGAAUUGUCAUAUUCACGUGUGAAGUGUAUGAAUCCAAGAUGAGAUCAGACAGCGAUGUAAUACCGGUUUAAUGCAACGCGUUCAUUCAUCGUCUGAAAGGGUUUGGGUCUAAAGUUGUGUGAGUUCAGAAUGUCUUUAUGCGUCUUUAGUGUAAAGUGGAGCAGGAUGUGGACCCAUGCAUUAUUACUGGUUCUUGGCUUUUCAAAGGCACGCCAUCUUUUAUGAUUUGUAAUGCCCAUAAUGGAUGGGAACCUCAAAGACAUUUAAAUAUCCUCUUAAUGUUAAACAUGAUAUCAGAGAUGUCAUAGCGAACCAAUUUCGUGAAUGUCAAAAGUCUAUUAGGAGAAAGCAUUUCAGAGUGAGAACAUUUUCUGAUCCAAAAUGACAAAUCUCUUUAUUAAUGACAGAUGAUACAGGUGCCCUGUCCCUAAAUCAGACUAGAUCCAUAUUAAUGACAGAUGAUACAUGCAGCUUAUCCCUAAAUCAGACUAGAUCCAUAUUAAUGACAGAUGAUACAUGCAGCUUAUCCCUAAAUCAGACUAGAUCCAUAUUAAUGACAGAUGAUACAUGCAGCUUAUCCCUGAAUCAGACUACAUCCAUAUUAAUGACAGAUGAUACAGGCACCCUUUCCCUAAAUCAGACUAGAUUCAUAGGAUAGUAUUCCAUUAGGUUGGUUUAUCUCACUGAGGUGACAGCACAUUUCCUGCAGACAUGAUUCAUUUACAAUCUGAGGAUGUUACCCUUCCACCUGCCCCUGCCCCCGUCCACCAACUGGGGCCAAAGACCUCAUCAACAAUUUAGCACUGACACUCAAGCCUAUUACGUUACCCCCCCCCCCCCCCCCCCCCCCCCCCAAGGGUGUGUUUGAAUAUGGCCCUGUAAGACAUACUGUCUAUGAUGAUAUGUUUGAUUAGAAAGUAGCUUGUGGUUUGCUAGCAUGUGUAGGCUAUCUGUGGUUCUGGCUUCAUAUCGCUGGUGUUUCCCCUAGAAGUCUUUAAUUUAUUCAUAUCUAUUGUUUAAUUAUCUAUUUUAAUGACAUGCAUUUUCUAUUUUACUCUUAUGAUCACAAAACAGUGACAACGUGCCAGCCUGUCGGUCUGUAGAGUAAUACUCAGUAAUACUCAAUAAUACUCAGUAAUACUCAGUAAUACUCAGUAAUACUCAGUAAUACUCGGUAAUACUUGGUAAUACUCGGUAAUACCCAAUAAUACCCAAUAAUACUCAGUAAUAAUCAAUAAUCACCAGUAAUACUCAAUAAUACUCAGUAAUACUCAGUAAUACUAAGUAAUACUCAGUAAUACUAAGUAAUACUCGGUAAUACCCAAUAAUACUCAGUAAUAAUCAAUAAUCACCAGUAAUACUCAGUAAUACUCAGCAAUACUCAAUCAUACUCAAUAAUAAUCAGUAAUACUCAGCAAUAUUCAAUAAUAAUCAGUAAUACUGCAAGUAUUACAGCGAAUAGGAAUAUUAAUUUCCUCUUUGAAGUUGAAGACAUUUGGGAAACAUCUUGGGCUCUUUAGAACGUGUCCGGACUCGAAGGUUAUUUGUUUCUCUCUGUAACAGCCAAGUGGUGGUGAGAACCGUUGAUACCUCACACGGAGUCACACAGAUCUUAAUGGCAAUCAGGAGACUGAUAGCUAAACACAGCCUCUAGUUUCAUCCCCUAUAUCUCUUUCAGUAUUUUAAUGUAUUUUCCACUGUAUAUCAGUUGACAGAAAAAAAUGAUAGAAAGCAUAAAUGUUCAAUCUGAAUGGAAAAUACUUUAUUUAGUGACGUAACACAUUGUAUACUUUAUGUAGAACCUUCUACUUUAUGUUAUACCUGUUGAUGUUGUUGAUGAUGAUGAAGACUUUAUAACCUAGAGGUCCCUGGGGGAGGCAUAGGCUUAUUGUAUGUGUAUGAUACCAAGACAGGCAUGCUAACCUUAGUAGCCUACGAAUAGAAAGUGUUCCUAGUAUGCUCCCUGACCAAGGGAAGGAUGCUCCCUGACCAAGGGAAGAAUUCUCCAUGACCAAGGGAAGAAUGCUCCCUGACCAAGGGAAGAAUUCUCCCUGACCAAGGGAAGAAUUCUCCCUGACCAAGGGAAGAAUGCUCCCUGACCAAGGGAAGAAUUCUCCAUGACAAAGGGAAGAAUUCUCCAUGACCAAGGGAAGAAUUCUCCAUGACCAAGGGAAGAAUUCUCCAUGACCAAGGGAAGAAUGCUCCCUGACCAAGGGAAGAAUUCUCCCUGACAAGGGAAGAAUUCUCCCUGACCAAGGGAAGGAUGCUCCCUAACCAAGGGAAGUAUUCUCCCUGACCAAGGGAAGUAUUCUCCCUGACCAAGGGAAGAAUUCUCCCUGACCAAGGGAAUGAUUCUCCCUGACCAAGGAAAGGAUUCUCCAUGACCAAGGGAAGAAUUCUCCCUUACCAAGGGAAGAAUUCUCCAUGACCAAGGGAAGAAUGCUUCCUGACCAAGGGAAGAAUUCUCCCUGACCAAGGGAAGAAUUCUCCCUGACCAAGGGAAGGAUGCUCCCUAACCAAGGGAAGAAUGCUCCCUGACCAAGGGAAGUAUUCUCCCUGACCAAGGGAAGUAUUCUCCCUGACCAAGGGAAGGAUGCUCCCUGACCAAGGGAAGAAUUCUCCCUGACCAAGGGAAGAAUGCUCCCUUACCAAGGGAAGAAUUCUCCCUGACCAAGGGAAUGAUUCUCCCUGACCAAGGGAAGGAUGCUCCCUGACCAAGGGAAGGAUGGCUACAUGCUGCAUUGCCUCUGAUCAUCAUGUUGGGCUCAGUCGAGCCAUGUUACUGCAUGGUGUAAACAGACUUUGAACCAUGUUCUCAUGUUGUGGAGACUAUCUUUAGUCAUUUGUAAAAGCCGUUUCGCUUGUUGGAUUGAUUGGUCACCUAGAACUAAACUAAUGUUGUCUAGUGACCCAGUAGACGCACCGCAAACUGUCAUGCCAUGUCUUUAAUAGUUGGCUGUUGAGAGAUUUUAUGGAGGCUGUUUUUAGUACUUGCUCUUAUGGUGUAAUUGAGACCUGAAACCUGACAGAAGACUCUUCUAGAAGGCUCCAGGGUCUGCAUCCCAAAUGGCAGCCUAUUCACUAUAUAGUGCAUGGGGCUCUGGUCAACAGUAGUGCACUAUAUAGUGAAUUUGGGACACAGCUAGGCCGAUUCUUGGAUGUGUUGACUUUUCACAAACUUCUCACCAGGUCGCAGUAUGCACACAAAACUGUGUGGACUGGUGUAAUGCUUUAAACAUACCACCAUGGGGCGUGAGGGGAUUGGACAACAGCCAUAAUGACCGCCUUUACACAGGCAGCCCAAUUCUGAGCUUUUGCCUAAUUAUUGGCGAAAGAGUUGAUCUGAUUGGUUAAAAGAGUUGAUCUGAUUGGUCAAAAGAUAAAUGAGUGGAAAAAGAUCCGAAUUGGGCUGCCUGUGUAAACGCAGCCAUGGUAAUCCUAUCCACCACUCUGGCAUUUGGAGGAGAAAGAUGGAUUAGGAUCAUUUUGAUGAUUUUGGUUGUGAAGUGAAGGAACAAGGAACAUGAUCGGGGAUCUUUCUUGGAACUGUGGUAUGUGUGUCAUGCCUGCCAUGCAACUUUGUGUCAUUUUUCAUUGGAUGUAAUUCAUCGUUUAAAAACCACCAGAAUAUCAUUUAACUAUAGUGCUUUUACCUCUUCCUCAGGCGGCGAAAAGACCACACAGCCAUCAUGUCUGAGUGAGUAAAAGUGGAUUUCAACAUUAUGGAAAAGUCUACAGAAUAUUUGGCAUUUAUCCAGAAUUGUCUUUCUUUUACAAAACUUUUUUUUUUUUAUGGUCAUACCUGUUCAUGAACAACAAGAUAAUGACAUUGAUUGUACUCACGUUUUCUGACAGGAAAAAGAUGUCAUCGAGCCGCAAGCAUCAUCUGAAGGUAACCAACGGCAACGUUCUUGACCUCUUCAUGACCUCUCUAAGAUUCUAUCCGUUCAGUGACUCAACAGACCUUAUAGAAACAGCUUAGAUAUCUCUUACCUCUUAAGCAUCAUGACAAAAAUGCCACUUGUGAUUUGUACGAUUUACACAAACAAUCCAACCGCUUUCUGAUAACAAGUGUUAUAUUACAAAUCAAAAAUAUAAAAGACAAUCACUGUUUUGAGGCCUAUCCCUUAGCAAGACAUGACUAUAUUAAAAACAAGAAACUACAUUUUAAGUGCGAAUAGGUAUUGGUCUGAAGGCGAAAAAAAAGACAGGAAUUUCACAUGAACACCACAAUGCCUAUUCCACCCAUGCUCUACCAAGGGUUUCCAGCACACAGCUUUGACCUACUACAGUAGCUGUGUUGGUAUUGUACUUCAAACUAUGUGUAGGCAGGUUGCUUAGGGUUCAAACCUUCUACCAUAACUAGAUCUACACCUUUUAAACCCAACACUCCAAUUUAAAUAUAAAUGUAAUGUAAAUGUACAGUUGAAGUCGGAAGUUUACAUACACCUUAGCCAAAUACAUUUUAAACUCAGUUUUUCACAAUUCCUGAAAUGUAAUCCUAGUAAAGAUUCCCUGUCUUAGGUCAGUUAGUGUCACGACUUCCGCCGAAGUUGGUUUCCUCUCCUUGUGCGGGCGGCUAUCGGCGGUCGUCGUCACCGGCUUUCUAGCUGCCACCGAUCUAUGUUUCUGUUUUCCAUUUGUUUUGUCUUGUUUGUACACACCUGGUUCCCAUCAAGUUAUGAUUAUUUCCCUAUUUAACCCUCUGGUUUCCUCAUGGUUUUGUGCGUGAUUGUUCUUUGUUUUGGUGUUUAUGACUGCUGUGAGCUGGUUUAUUUCCCUGCAUGGAAAUUAGAUUGUUUCUUUUAGAGUAAAGUUUGUCUGUUACUCAGUUCUGUGUCCUGCGCCUGACUCCGUCCUAUCGCUGCACACUGACACCUGACAGUUAGGAUCACCACUUUAUUUGAAGAAUGUGAAAUGUCAGAAUAAUAGUAGAGAGAAUGAUUUAUUUCAGCUUUUAUUUCUUUCAUCACAUUCCCAGUGAAUCAGAAGUUUACAUACACUCAAUUAGUAUUUGGUAGCAUUGCCUUUAAAUUGUUUAACUUGGGUCAAAUGUUUCGGGUAGCCUUCCAAAAGCUUCCCACAAUAAGAUGGGUGAAUUUUGGCCCAUUCCUCCUGACAGAGCUGGUGUAACUAAGUCAGGUUUGUAGGCCUCCUUGCUCGCAUGCGCUUUUUCAGUUCUGCCCACACAUUUUCUAUAGGAUUGAGGUCAGGGCUUUGUGAUGGCCACUCCAAUACCUUGACUUUGUUGUCCUUAAGGCAUUUUGCCACAACUUUGGAAGUAUGCUUGGGGUCAUUGUCCAUUUGGAAGACCCAUUUGCGACCAAGCUUUAACUUCCUGACUGAUGUCUUGAGAUGUUGCUUCAAUAUAUCCACAUAAUUUUCCUUCCUCAUGAUGCCAUCUAUUUUGUGAAGUGCACCAGUCCCUCCUGCAGCAAAGCACCCCCACAGCAUGAUGCUGCCACCCCCGUGCUUCAAAGUUGGGAUGGUGUUCUUUGGCUUGCAAGCCUUCCCCUUUUUCCUCCAAACAUAACGAUGGUCAUUAUGGCCAAACAGUUCUAUUUUUGAUUCAUCAGACCAGAGGACAUUUCUCCAAAAAGUACGAUCUUUGUCCCCAUGUGCAGAUGCAAACCGUAGUCUGGCUUUUUUAUGGCGGUUUUGGAGCAGUGGCUUCUUCCUUGCUGAGCGGCCUUUCAGGUUAUGUCGAUAUAGGACUUGUUUUACUGUGGAUAUAGAUACUUUUGAGCUUUUACAAGGUCCUUUGCUGUUGUUCUGGGAUUGAUUUGCACUUUUUGCACCAAAGUACGUUCAUCUCUAGGAGACAGAACACGUCUCCUUCCUGAGCGGUAUGACGGCUGCGUGGUCCCAUGGUGUUUAUACUUGCGUACUAUUGUUUGUACAGAUUAAUGUGGUACCUUCAGGCAUUUGGAAAUUGCUCCCAAGGAUGAACCAGACUUGUGGAGGUCUACAAUUUAUUUUCUGAGGUCUUGGCUGAUUUCUUAUGAUUUUCCCAUGAUGUCAAGCAAAGAGGCACUGAGUUUGAAGGUAGGCCUUGAAAUACAUUCACAGGUACACCUCCAAUUGACUCAAAUGAUGUCAAUUAGCCUAUCAGAAGCUUCUAUAGCCAUGAUAUAAUUUUCUGGAAUUUUCCAAGCUGUUUAAAGGCACAGUCAAUGUAGUGUAGGUAAACUUCUGACCCACUGGAAUUGUGAUACAGUGAAUUAUAAGUGAAAUAAUCUGUCUGUAAACAAUUGUUGGAAAAAUUACUUGUGUCAUGCACAAAAUAGAUGUCCUAACCGACUUGCCAAAACAAUAGUUUGUUAACAAUACAUUUUUAAGGGGUUGAAAAACAAGUUUCAAUGACUCCAACCUAAGUGUAUGUAAACUUCCGACUUCAACUGUACACAUGUGAAGUGCUUUAGAUAAAGCAUCUGCCAAGUACAUUAAUUAAAUCGGUUGCUGUGUUGUUUCUGUCCCCCAGAGCAUAAUGCUCCAGAUCGCCCAGGAACUGAUAGCGGCAGAGGAAGCCCAGUCGUUAGAGGACAGGAAGCAGUACAUGAGUGAAAAUGUCGCUCCCCUGCAGCUCCCAGGAUCCAUCGCAGAACUCCAGGUAUCACAUAAGCUGCUUUGAGACAGGCAGACAAAUUCUGAUAUUUGUUUUCACUAAUUGGUCUUUUGACCAAUCAGCUCUGACCUGAUGUGAUUGGUCAAAAGACCAAUUAGUAGAAACAAUAUCAGAAUUGGGCUGCCCUCUAUAAUCAAUCAAAUUAAAUACAUCAAAAUCCAGUUGUAGUUUUUAUCAUUUCCUUUCACAAUAUAACAAUACAAUGACUACAUUUUACAUUAUUGAUAGCCCUUUUAACAACAGUGUUUGUAAUGUAACACAUUGGCUCUCUGUCUCGUGUUAUGAGUCGCUGUGAUUGUCUCUGAACAGGACCUGUGCAAGAAGUUGCACCAGAAGAUUGAUGUGAUGGAUGAGGAGAGAUACGACCUGGGCAGCAAAGUUGGCAAAAGUGACAAAGAGGUGGGGUUAUAUCUGAUAUACUGUAGUGAUAAAGAGGUGGGGUUAUAUCUGAUAUACUGUAGUGAUGAAGAGGUGGGGUUAUAUCUGAUAUACUGUAGUGAUGAAGAGGUGGGGUUAUAUCUGAUAUACUGUAGUUAUAAAGAGGUGGGGUUAUAUCUGAUAUACUGUAGUGAUAAAGAGGUGGGGUUAUAUCUGAUAUACUGUAGUGAUGAAGAGGUGGGGUUAUAUCUGAUAUACUGUAGUGAUAAAGAGGUGGGGUUAUAUCUGAUAUAAUGUAGUGAUGAAGAGGUGGGGUUAUAUCUGAUAUACUGUAGUUAUAAAGAGGUGGGGUUAUAUCUGAUAUACUGUAGUGAUAAAGAGGUGGGGUUAUAUCUGAUAUACUGUAGUGAUGAAGAGGUGGGGUUAUAUCUGAUAUACUGUAGUGAUAAAGAGGUGGGGUUAUAUCUGAUAUACUGUAGUGAUGAAGAGGUGGGGUUAUAUCUGAUAUACUGUAGUUAUAAAGAGGUGGGGUUAUAUCUGAUAUACUGUAGUGAUGAAGAGGUGGGGUUAUAUCUGAUAUACUGUAGUGAUGAAGAGGUGGGGUUAUAUCUGAUAUACUGUAGUGAUGAGGAAAGAGGUGGGUUUAUAUGAUGAUUACUGCGUUGAUGAAGAGGUGGGGUUAUAUUGAGAUACUGUAGUGUGACAGAGGUGGGUUAUACUGAUCUACUGUUAGUGAUAAAGAGGUGGGGUUAUAUCUGAUAUUACUGUAUGAUGAAGAGGUGGGGUUUAUCUGAUAUACGUAGUGAUGAAGAGGUGGGGUUAUAUCUGAUAUACUGUAGUGAUAAAGAGGGGGGGUUAUAUCUGCUAUAACUGUAGGAUGAAGAGGGUGGGGUUAUAUAUGAUUGAGAUUACUGUAGUGAUAAAGAGGUGGGGUUAUAUCUGAUUAUACUGUAGUGAUGAAGAUGAGAGGUGGGGUUAUAUCUGAUAUACUGUUAGUUAUAAGAGGUGGGGUUAGAUCUGAUAUACUAUAUGCUGAAGAUGGUGGGUUAUAUCUGAUAUACUGUUAGUGUGAAAGAGGUGGGGUUAUAUCUGAUAUACUGUAGUGAUGAAGAGUGGGGUUAUAUCUGUAUAUACUGUAGUGAUAAGAGGUGGGGUUUAUAUCUGAUAUAUGUAGUGAUGAAGAGGUGGGGUUAUAAUCUGAUAUACUGUAGUGAUGAAGAGGUGGGGUUAUAUCUUAUAUACUGUAGUGAUGAAGAGGUGGGGGUUAUAUCUGAUAUACUGUAGUGAUGAGAGGUGUGGGUUAUAUCUGAUAUACUGUAGUGAUAAAGAGGUGGGGGGGUUAUAUCUGUAGUGAUGAAGGAGGUGGUUAAUUGAGAUACUGUAGUGAUGAAGAGGUGGGGUUAUAUCUGAUUACUGUAGUGAUGAAAGAGGUGGGGUUAUAGCUGAUAUACUGUAGUGAUGAAGAGGUGGGUUAUAUGAAUCUGUAGUGAUAGAAGGUGGGGUUAUAUCUGAUUAGUAGUGAAAAGAAGGGGGGUUAUAGCUGAUAUAAACUGUAGUGUAUGAAGAGGUGGGUUAUAUCUGAUAUACUGUAGUGAUGAAAGAGGUGGGGGUUAUAUCUGAUAUACUGUAGUGAUAAAGAGGUGGGGUUAUAAUCUGAUAUACUGUAGUGUAAGAGGUGGGGUUAUAUCGAUAUCUGAGUUAUAAAGAGGGGGGGUUUUUUCUGAUAUAUGUAGUGAUGAAAGGGGGGGGUUAUAUUGAUAUACGUAUUUGGAAGGGUUUUUGGGGGAUAUUGGAUUCUGUAGUGAUUAAGAGUGGGGGGGGGGAAAUUAUAUAUGUAGUGAAAAAAAGAGGGGGGUUUUUAUUUGAUUUGUGGGAGAGGUGGGGGGGGGGGGGGGGGGGGGGGGGGGGGGGGGGGGGGGGGGGGGGGGGGGGGGGGGGGGGGGGGGGGGGGGGGUUUUUUUGGGUUAAAGUUUGGGGUUUCCUGGGCUUCUUUUUUUUUUUUUUUUUUCUUCUUUAACUUUAUUUUUUUUUUUUUUUUUUUUUCUUGUUGUUUUUUUUCCCUUUUUUUUUUUGGGUUUGGUUUUUUUUUUUCUUUUCCCCAUUUUUUCCCCCGUUUUUCCCCCCCCCCCCCCCUUUUUCCCCCCUUGCAAAGGUUUUUGUUUUCUUCUUUUUUUCUCCCCCUUCCUCUCUCUUCCCCCUGCCCCCCUUUCUUCCCCCCUCCUCCCCCUUCUUCUCUCUUCUCCUUCCUCUCCUUCUCCCUCUUCUUUCUCCUUCUUCUUUUCUUCUCUCUCUCUUCCCCUUUCCCUUUUUUUUUAAAAAAAUUUUGGGGGACCUAAAGGGGAAAAUUUAAAAGCCCCUAAAAAGAAAGAGAGCCCCGAGAUCCUAGGCUGGGGGGGCCCCAAAACCGGGUCCAACAGGGAAAACCUAAAACAAAAAAAAAAAGGGGGUCAAGGGGGGGGGGGGGGUUGCUUCCAAUUAAAAAAUUAUUUAGAUUUGUUUUGAAGUUCGAGGAUUCCACUUCUGACACCAAAUGUUAUUAUACAAAUAUUGUGAGCGCAAUCACUGCCACAGUCGGCUGAGACCUUAGCAAGUGGUGAAACUACUGUGAUUGUGUGUAUAUAGUUAGGCCAUUUCAACUCAGCACUCCAAUGUGGAUGAUUUUUAUUUGGGAUGAAUUGUUGUGUUACUCAAGUGAUAUGCACAUAUAGAAACAAACCUACACGGAUCAAACAUCAAAAAUCUAGACUAAUAUAUUUUGAUCUACUUCUCUUCCCACCCAGGACAAAGAGUCUGUGGGUGACUGGCGUAAGAACAUUGAAGACAAAUCAGACAGAAAGAAGAUGUUUGAGACCGUUUGA